This is a messenger RNA of Aspergillus ibericus CBS 121593, 1281 nucleotides long. Its product is annotated as RCC1/BLIP-II. The record is from RefSeq and is a predicted model, not a curated record. NCBI's taxonomy places the organism in Eukaryota, Fungi, Ascomycota, Eurotiomycetes, Eurotiales, Aspergillaceae. The transcript has a single exon. Bases 1 to 1281 code for a protein of 426 amino acids.
AUGCAAGUUUUCGGCUGUGGGAACAAUAGUGGGGGUAACCUCGGAGAGCCACGCAGCUGUGGUAGAUACCAUAUCAGCGACACGCACCAAUGUGAGCACAACAACUACGGCAAGGACAGCCCCUACUGCCCCCUUUGGGCCUUGUCACCUAAGGAGGUUUUCCGCGCUACGCAGAAGAUCCGGAUCAUCUGCUGCGAAAAUGAUGUGGUUUUCUAUGACGUCGACGGAGAGUUGAAGCACCGCGGUGAUAACCCCCUCACACAACACUCGCUAGCAGAGGUGACACGGUCAUGGAACAUCGGCGCCCUUACCAGUGCGGCCCGACUGGCAGAUGGCUUUGCGUUUCUUAGUCAAGAUGGAACUCUCUCGACGGUCCGAGACACGGACGGUGUACACACGUUCCGCGGGACACCGAUCCAGCACAUUGCAACUAUGCGCGUUGACUCCUACAACCCGAAUCUUGUCUCGGGCGCGGUCGCCGUCGUGCUCAAGGACGACCCGCGCACCGUACUGUCCUUUGACUCCUGGAAGCCGUUCCGCUCUUUUCUCGAAUCAUCGGAACCCAGCGGCAGUCCUGUCUAUACAACAACCUUCUCCUCGCCCACUGUUCAACUAGCUGGUCACUUCACGGCUAUGACAGAAAGUGGUGAGGUCUUCGCGUGGGGAGACCUACUUCCAGAGCAACCCCCAGCCCCACCUGACUAUGACGAGGAUGAGUGGACGGAGGAGACGAAUGCAUACGCCUUCGAUGGUAAGCCGAUUGAGAAGUGGCCUUCGUGGGAACCAAGACUGCUCAAUUACGAGCCGAAGAGAGUGCCACUUCCGCCCAUUGCAACACUAUCAGUGGGCGCAGUAGGGAAUGUUGCGGUCUCCCGAUCGGGUCAAGUAUUUCUGUGGGGAAGCAGGAGAAACCAGUGGCCAGAGAUAGAAGAUCUUAACGAUGCCAACAGUGCGCAAUUCAAGGAAGCCCUCAUCCCGAAUGCGAAUGCUCCAUUGAAAAUCAAACGUGCCGCUGCAGGACGCAAUCACAUUGUUGUCCUUGCAGUAGAUGGAUCGCUGUGGUCUGUCGGUGAAGCGGUUCAUGGCCAGUUAGGGAUCGGUCUCCGACAGUUUGGAUUGUGCACCGAGGGACAUGUCAUUGAUAUGCUUGCCAAUGAGACGGAGGAGGAGUUUGCCGUGAGUUGGGAAAGAAUGGAGAUGGGAGCUUUGGCGGGUCUGGAAUGUGAAGAUGUGUUUGCUGAUGGGGAGAAGACCUUGAUUUUAACCUCAUCAAGGACAUGA